CGAACGCUUGGAAUUCGUGCACAUAGCCCUAUUUCAACAGAUUUCUCGCAACUUCAUAUGGUGUGUAGCCUAGUAGUAUGUUUUACAACACCAUUAAAAUAAGAUAAUGCGCUCCCUUCCGUUAUGGGGAAAGUUCCCGUUACUUCUAUGAUCUGAGAGCAAAAAGGAGAGCUUUCAAAGGUAGCUUUCACUGCGCUAUUGUAUUACGUUCUAUACUACGUAGUCCUACGCAGCUAUCCGCCGUCCACGACUGUAAACCCAACGCCACAAUAUGUUGUAUUAUUGCUCCGUGCUCCUCGGUGUAAUUUCUCUUAAAUUAAAAUAAAUAAAACGGAUUCACAUGUGAAAGUAGGCGUACAGCGUUUGCACCUUUCAGAAGCCACAGCCCUUUUUGUCCAGGCUCCAGCCUGUAUGCUUGUUACGUCUCCCGUGGCUCGCUGUCAAAGCGAAGGAAAAAAACCAACAGCGACAUUACACUUGUGACAGAUUAGAAGGUGUAGCUAGUCUCUGAACCGGACAACUCAUUUUCGACCUUGUGAGCGGCUACCGGACGUUGCAGAUUGUACGACAGGCUACAUUGCUUUACCGGAGCGUGAAUUACUAUGGAGAUUCCAGUUGGGUUAGGAGGAGUUUCAGAUGCCACAAACGCCGUUUUUCGCGGACCUUACCAAAACGUUUUCCACAGCCUUCAAGUGGCAUUUCAGAGUCACGGUGCCGUCUCCAGGAGCUUAGAUUUUCCAAAUACAAAGUACGGUUUUUUACAAAACAGACAUUUCUGUGAAAUGCGUCAGGAGAACAAGCAGCCGCCAUGCAAAGGACUCGGCCUAUUUUACGGGAACCAUCGUAAUUCGGACACUGGGACAAACGAAGACGACAUCGCUUGUUUUUCCAGACAGUCCGACGCUGAAGCCAGACCUGGUAUUUUUUCUGAAAGCUCAUUGGAUACUGGAGACGAGAUUACUUGCAAACUCCAGUCAGACAACCAAGGGGUAAGAGCGAGCGGUCCUCUCCUACCGGGCUCUAGCGGCUGCAAUUCGGGACAAAAGUCCUCCCUUGCUUGUACGUCCCAACAAAGGGAGACAACAUCUCAAAGUGACACCUGCGCAGGAGAGAGCUGCUCGGAACAUCAAGCAACUACCAUUUCGGACACUGCGCGCGAAUUGUGCAACGCCGUUUCCGUGUCGCUGGGCUUGAAUUUAGAUCUUAAUGAUAUGAAUGACCUAAGUUCAAACCACAUAUCGUCUGCCGAAAGUGACACAAGUCAAGCCAUCUACUUAUUUGAAUCUUCACCUGGGUAUACUGGGGUCGGACUGAACGCCUUGGUAAGAGACUGUAAAUGUCAGAGUGCACGCGAAGGGACAUCGACACAACAGUACGAGCGUGGGGCAAUGUUUAAGAUAAACCGUGUAAAUGACUUGCCGCUUCAGCCAGCACCCCCGCGACACACCAGCGUUAGCGAUGCUAAAUGGGACAUGCAAGCAGGUUUGUGUGCGCAGAUGGAGCACAAAGACUCUGAAAAGUGCGCGAAUAUGGAUGGUGCACACUCCACUUCUGUCUUCUCCCAGUUCGACCAACUGUUGCCAGUAAACCCGUCGCACUACAGUCAGAACGUUUCGGUCAGAGUGGAACCACAAAGUGAUUUCUCUCCGAUUUUGUACAAAUCACCUGGUAUUCAGAAAAAUGCCGAAAAGUACAAUGUCCAAUAUGAUGCCACAAUUAAAUCAGAAGAUGGGAAAACGACAUCUGAACGGGAAUGGGGUUUUCAGUACAGGUACAAUGAAAGCUGCAGCGCACCGUCAGCACCUCCUAGACAUUGUGCACAUCAAAACAGGGCCGGACCGUACAACCAGUUCUUUUUUAAUCCAUUUGAAUAUGCGAAAAGAGGUGUUGUCUCAAGGGAAGGAUAUUCUCUCGAACAUGGGUUCCCAAAUAAUCUCGCUCGGACACCCUACUCUGGUUCCUUGAAAAACGAACUAGGAGAUCGUCUGAGUGGGCCAUACCCUGACGUCAGUUACAGGUACGAGGGCGAGCGGGAGAACGUGUUCCCCGUGGAGUUCUUCUUUCCGCCGCAGAGGACCUGCCUGAUCUGCGGGGACGAGGCCUCGGGCUGUCACUAUGGAGCCCUCACCUGCGGCAGCUGCAAGGUGUUCUUCAAGAGGGCCGCGGAAGGGAAACAGAAGUACCUGUGCGCCAGCAUCAAUGAUUGCACCAUUGAUAAACUUCGAAGGAAGAACUGCCCCUCUUGCCGUCUCAAAAGGUGCUUCGCUGCCGGAAUGACCCUCGGAGCGCGGAAGCUGAAGAAGAUCGGGCAAAUGAGGGCCCCCGAGGAUGGCCAGGGGCAGGGCCCGGCGGAAGCGGAGCUGAGCGUCUCCCCCAAGUACGACCUGGGCUUCCACACCCAGUCCAUGUUCCUCAACAUCCUGGAGGCCAUCGAGCCGGAGGUGGUGAAUGCCGGGCACGACUACGGCCAGCCUGACUCUGCGGCUAGCCUGCUGACCAGCCUCAACGAGCUCGGAGAACGGCAACUCGUCAAGGUCGUCAAGUGGGCCAAGGGCAUGCCAGGUUUUCGGAGUCUGUACGUGGAUGACCAGAUGACAGUCAUCCAGCACUCCUGGAUGGCAGUGAUGGUGUUCGCUCUGGGCUGGAGGUCAUUUAAGAAUGUGAAGUCCAGGAUGCUUUACUUUGCUCCUGACCUUGUUUUCAACGAGCACCGAAUGCAGGUGUCCACCAUGUAUGAACACUGCAUCCGGAUGAAGAACUUCUCCCAGGAGUUUGCUAUGCUGCAGGUCUCCCAGGAAGAGUUCCUGUGCAUGAAAGCUCUGCUUCUCUUCAGCACCAUCCCCGUUGAAGGGCUGAAGGGGCAGAAUUUCUUUGACGAGCUGCGGAGGAGCUACAUUAACGAGCUGGACCGGCUGGUUAGCUUCAGGAGCAAGUCCAGCUGCUCCGAGAGGUUCCAGCAGCUCACCCGCCUCCUGGACUCCCUCCAACCUGUUCUGAAGAAGCUCCACCAGUUUACGUUCGACCUUUUCGUCCAGUCCCAGAACCUCUCCAACCAAGUUUGCUUUCCCGAGAUGAUCUCAGAGAUCAUAUCCGUGCACGUGCCAAAGAUUCUCGCUGGCACGGUGAAGCCAAUCCUCUUCCACAAGUAGCCAUCUCCUUUCCUUUUCGCUCCGCUAGACUCUGUCCUGAUCCACGCUUCUUCAGCGUGGCACUGCGCCUACAUCCACAUCCUUCUCAUAGCUCAAUGCUAAACAAAAUGGCGGAAUUACAAAUGUGUAGUUUUACUACCAGGGGUUUCUGAUUAUUGAGAUUUUUCCAAAGCUGGUUUUAGCAUUUGAUCUCCGCUAUAUUGUCGUAUUGUCUAUACAAGGUCUGCAUUUUCUAAUUACUCUCUUGGCUCAUUUUACAUCAGUGCUUUUAAGAUCCCGGGAUGCAAAGACCUGCGUUCUGUCUUCAAAUCGGUUUACAAAAACAAAACCAAUUUAUAUGUACACUAUACACGACAACAUGCUCAGUGUUAAAUCUACUAUGACAGAGUCCACUAGGAAUCCAAUAAUUCUCUUUUCAGUGUUCAUCUACAAAUUGAACGAUAUUGCGUAUGCGUCGCUACACAGUUAUGCACAGCUGUGUCUAUCAUUGUUAAUAAGUCAUCUGGUUGUUUAAUUAGGAUUUUCCAGAUAAAUAAUCGAAAAGGUUUAAGUAAUUUUCAUUUAUAGUGAUUCAUGCAUGCAGGUAUAUUAAUCUCCAUAGCUACCGAAUAUCAAUCUGUUCAUAUAACCAUGUAUAUACCUAUAUAUACCUGUAUAUACGGAGAUAUACAUGCCUACAUACAUACAUAAAGAGUAUAGACCUUUGUGUGUGUGCAGAACACACCACACACACACACACACACACACACACACACUCUCACGCACGCACACGUUCUUAGCUGGUGAAUGUAUAAACAUGCUAAAUGUCGCAGCCACAGAUUACAGAUUAAAUGUUACCGUAAACGGAAUGAUCCGAACCGUCUUUUUGUUUUAAUUAAUGAAAUAUAUAUUAAAAAAAAGAUCCUUUCCACCAAGUUUUGUGAACUCAAACAGGACAGUUAUUGAAAUAGCUUUUUUGUGUUGAUCACAGUGUAUUUGUUUUUUUGUUGACUCUGGUAUGAAGAUUUAUUUCUGAAGAGCCAUACAACUCCCAAACUGCCAAGGAGGCUACCACCUGUUGUCACUGCUUUGACUGGUUCGCGUUAUAUUAGAGUUUAUCAUUUUUAGCGCUCUGAAUAUCAUUACUCUCGUAUGCUCAUACCUGUAAUUAUAAUAUUGACACAACUGUAUGGACUAUUCUGUAGGUAUUCUAGUGUGGUUUUUACAUGAAAUGAAAGCUAUGUCUGCAUAAUUAAAACAAUUGUAAAUGUAAUUCAUGCAAUUAUUGUACAGUUCUGAUCUCUGAUAUUUUGUGUUUGUGUGGUCAUUAUAUUAAUUCGUUGGCCAUAACUCUUAAGUUGAAUUUGAUUAUAUUUUUAUACAAAUGCUUCCCCUUUUAUUUUAGAAAACCAUUUAAACUAUUUGCUUGUGUGACUUGUGGCCACAGAAGUGCAAAUUAUGCUAUUCAGAUAAUCAAAUGUCAAAAAAAAAAGUAGGAGGAAAUAUUCUAAAGUUUUGCAUUUAUGCCAAAAGGGCACUACCUUUCUGCAGAAUCCAGCUUUUCCGAGCCAGCUGUUCAUAAACACUAUGCAGUGACGCAUGCUUGUUAUGUGAUACAUUCGUAAGAAUGAAUAAAGGCACCCAUUCGUGAUUUAAAGUGCACAUCAGUGUAGCAGUCAGAAUUUUUAUUUAAUCUUAGGACUGGAAAACAGAGGCAACUGUGGCCUUUGAGACUGCAGUUUGGCAGUUAACAUGCAGCUCAAAUUGUAGAAUUAUAUGCAGGUGGUACUGAUAUUGGCCUGCUUUUAACACCAUAACUGCCAAAUACUAAUGAAUAGUCCCAAGGGAAAUGCAGUCUUAAAUGUAACAUGAUAUAAUGUGUAUUUCAGAUGCUUAAAUUCCUACUGA
Molecule: messenger RNA, 5036 nt
Organism: Anguilla anguilla (European eel)
Lineage: Eukaryota; Metazoa; Chordata; Actinopteri; Anguilliformes; Anguillidae
Product: androgen receptor-like
Exons: 9
Coding region: 603-3149 (848 amino acids)
Biological process (GO): male gonad development; regulation of DNA-templated transcription
Molecular function (GO): sequence-specific DNA binding; DNA-binding transcription factor activity; zinc ion binding
Source: RefSeq, a predicted model, not a curated record